CCUUUAUAUACAAUAGCCGAAGCAUUUUUGAGUAGUUGUGUGUUAGCGACCUUCUAGGCAGCGAAAACAAUAGAACAGCAGCACUUGAGUAACGUAGAGCUGCAAGUCAAAGUUAAGGCAUAUAUGAUGGUUCAACUAUUCGGAGGAGCACUUACUGCGGAGCUUCCGUCCUCAUUCUGCGAUGUUAGUAAGCUGCGUGAAGUGCCCGACAAUCAAGAGGUUUUUAUGGAAAAUUCGGACGACAUGUUGUCUUUUAUUUUUGAGUUGCUGGAACACGGAGAUGCGCCGGGAAAAACGGCAGCUCAGUUUCACUUUGAGAGUCUUGUUGACGACAACGAUGCAGUUGCAUCAACCAUUUGGUCGGAAGAAGAUAUAGAAACAAGCAAACUAUCACAUAUAGCAUCCCUAGGCGACAAUGCCAGUGUGUGCCGGCUGACAGGAUUCCAACAGCUUCCUCGGGAUCGUCACCACACAAUAAGGACGCUGCUGCAAAACAUUGCUGUCAUUUUAUACGUUAUUCGGUGUCCUAAGUACCAGGUGGACAUGGUCGCAUCGUUAAACGUGCCCUUGAGAAACGAUUACACCGACAAGGAGCCCUUGGCAGUGGCAUCUCUGACUGCGGACGAUGCGCAACGCUUCGAAAGAGCGGGCCAGUGUAUCGAUGCCUUUGCGGACUCGUUGACUCUCGUUCGGCCUUCCCUCUUUGGAUAACCAAUGACUGGAAUAGUGAAACGAAUGAAUAAUCUGAAAGAGAGACGUGUUCUUUUAUUAACAGACGGGAGAGCUUAAAGGGUGUGUAUGUGUGUAUGUGUGGUAGAAAGAAAGUAAAAAGAAGGAAAAAUAGGACUUAAAGUAUCGUUUAAUAAGAAAAAUAAAAUGGCAGUAGUUGUAGGGGAGCAGUUUCUUGAGAGGGGAGAAGACGUGCGAACAGCUGUC
This is a messenger RNA of Schizosaccharomyces japonicus yFS275, 936 nucleotides long. Its product is annotated as ran GTPase binding protein Mog1. NCBI's taxonomy places the organism in Eukaryota, Fungi, Ascomycota, Schizosaccharomycetes, Schizosaccharomycetales, Schizosaccharomycetaceae. Gene Ontology annotation, biological process: poly(A)+ mRNA export from nucleus. Bases 124 to 711 code for a protein of 195 amino acids. The record is from RefSeq and is a predicted model, not a curated record. Gene Ontology annotation, cellular component: cytoplasm; nucleus. The transcript has a single exon.